AUGUUAAAAAUAGUUCAUGAAGGUCAUAUGGGAAUUGAAAGAUGUAAAAAUUCAAUAAAAGAUUUAAUAUUUUGGCCUAACAUAAACUCUGAUAUUAAGAACAUUGUUGAAAAUUGUGAGGUAUGCAUGAAAUAUAGAAAUAAUAAUUCAAAAGAACCUUUAAUACCACAUGAUAUACCUCAAAUACCUUGGUUUAAGUUAGGAACUGAUAUAUUUCACUUUGAUAAUAAAAUAUAUUUAUUAGUGGUAGACUAUUAUUCCAAAUUUGUAGAAAUUGCACAUUUGACAUCAGGGUUCACAAGUAUUUCUGUUAUUCAACACCUAAAAUCAAUAUUUGCUAGAUUUGGAAUACCAUCUGUAAUAGUGUCCGAUAAUGGUCCACCAUUUAAUUCAUUAGAAUUUAAACAAUUUAUGCAUGAAUGGGACAUAGAGCAUGUCACUUCAAGUCCAAAUUAUGCUCAAUCUAAUGGUUUAGCUGAAAGAUCAAUACAAUCAAUAAAGAAAUUACUAAAAAAAUUUCAAGGUGAAAAAGGGGGUAAUUACAGAAGAAAUAGAAAACACUUAAUAGCUUCUUCAUUAACCACCUCUAAAACUAUUAAUUAUGAACUUGACACACAACCUAAUUUAAAUUUAAACUUAGAUAAAAAGUGUACUCGUUCUGGUAGAAUGAUAGUUAAACCUAAGCGGUUAGACUUAUAA
This is a messenger RNA of Acyrthosiphon pisum (pea aphid), 699 nucleotides long. RefSeq lists its product as uncharacterized. The coding region runs from base 1 to 699 and encodes 232 amino acids. The transcript has 2 exons. NCBI's taxonomy places the organism in Eukaryota, Metazoa, Arthropoda, Insecta, Hemiptera, Aphididae. Gene Ontology annotation, molecular function: nucleic acid binding. The record is from RefSeq and is a predicted model, not a curated record. Gene Ontology annotation, biological process: DNA integration.